Molecule: messenger RNA, 3438 nt
Organism: Callithrix jacchus (white-tufted-ear marmoset)
Lineage: Eukaryota; Metazoa; Chordata; Mammalia; Primates; Cebidae
Gene: OR6Y1
Product: olfactory receptor family 6 subfamily Y member 1
Biological process (GO): G protein-coupled receptor signaling pathway
Cellular component (GO): membrane
Molecular function (GO): G protein-coupled receptor activity; olfactory receptor activity
Source: RefSeq, a predicted model, not a curated record
UUGUUAAAGAAAAGCAGGGAAAUUCUCUCCAUUUUACAGAUAAGUGGGGUCAUGCAACCACUCCAGAGUCACACAAAUUACCCCUAGAGAAUGGGCAAUUGGGCCCUCUUCCUCCUCUUCAUAUUCAGUAGACGGGGGAUGUUUUGCCUGUAGUGCAAGGGUGAUAUGGAGACCAUUUUCUAUGUGCCCAAAAGUGAUAUAUUGACAAAGCACAACUGGGAUUUAGAAAGUUAUAUUAAUCUCUAUUUUGUGUGACCUUGCACAAGUUACUGCUCUUGAGAAAAUCUGAAAAAAAAAAAGUUGAAUUAUAAGCUCCCUAAAUUUCACCUUUUCUCAAAGGCUUUGGUUCUCAUCAUAAUUCAAGAGGCAAAAAGAUUUAAAAAGCAGAGGAUCACCUAUUGUGAUAAAUUGGCUGGUGGUGGGUCCCAUCAGUGCAAAUAACCAUAGACUAGGGCUGGCAUCAUGGAGGGAACUGACUUUGUCUGUGCCCACAGCCAGUCAUGACCACCGUCAUUCUGGAAGUAGAUAAUGGUACAGUGACAACACAUUUCGUUCUUCUGGGGUUUCCAACACGACCAGCCUUCCAGCUUCUUCUUUUCUCCGUUUUCCUGGCAACCUACCUGCUGACACUGCUGGAGAAUCUUCUUAUCAUCUUAGCUGUCCACAGUGAUGGGCAGCUGCAUAAGCCCAUGUACUUCUUCCUGAGCCACCUCUCCUUCCUGGAAAUGUGGUAUGUCACAGUCAUCAGCCCCAAGAUGCUUGUUGACUUCCUCAGCCAUGACAAAAGUAUUUCCUUCAAUGGCUGCAUGACUCAACUGUACUUUUUUGUGACCUUCAUCUGCACUGAGUACAUCCUUCUUGCUGUCAUGGCCUUUGACCGCUAUGUGGCCAUUUGCAAUCCACUACGCUACCCAGUCAUCAUGACCAACCAGCUCUGUGGCACACUGGCUGGAGGAUGCUGGUUCUGUGGACUCAUGACUGCCAUGAUUAAGAUGGUUUUUAUAGCACAACUUUACUACUGUGGCACACCUCAGAUCAAUCACUACUUUUGUGAUAUCUCUCCACUGCUCAACGUCUCCUGUGAGGACUCCUCACAGGCUGAGCUGGUGGACUUCUUCUUGGCCCUCAUGGUCAUCGCUAUUCCUCUUUGUGUUGUGGUGGCAUCCUAUGCUGCUAUCCUUGCCACCAUCCUCAGGAUCCCUUCUGCUCAGGGCCGCCAAAAGGCAUUCUCCACCUGUGCCUCCCACCUGACCAUUGUAAUUCUCUUCUAUUCCACAACGCUUUUCACCUACGCCCGUCCCAAACUCAUGUAUGCCUACAAUUCCAACAAAGUGGUAUCUGUUCUCUACACUGUCAUUGUUCCACUCCUCAACCCCAUCAUUUACUGUCUGAGGAACCGUGAAGUAAAGGCAGCCCUCAGAAAGACCAUAUGUUGCAGAGGAAGUGGGCCCCAGGAAAAUGGGGCUUGCAGUAGUUGAAAAAUGUAUAGAUUCCUUUCAGGCUUGAACUGAGAGAUGACCACUACACACUUUCCCCCUCAGUCUUGUCUUUGGUUAUCCUUCAAUCUCCAGCACUGUAACAUUGCUCGUGUGUGUGUGGGGGGGGGGGGUGUACACACAAUCAUGACUAGAGAAACAUGUUCUCAAGAACCUCUGCUGUCAGAUUGAGAGACAAGUUUUUAAAUUGUAGAGAAGCUACUUGAAAUCAGGAAGAAAGAGAGAGAGAGAGGCUGGUAAAGGGAGGCAGGAAAGGAGGAAGAUAAAUACUUUUUCCAUACAGCUUAUCAAAAUAAAUGCCAGAUAGGACAAUUAAAUAUAAAGAAUAGUUCGUCUCUCAGGUGGUCAGAAAAGAGUUUUUUGACUCCCUAUAUUGUAGAAGUAAAAGAAAAAGAUAAACAUAAAUUAAUGCCUGUUAGGCACUGUGGCACAUACCUGUAGUCCCAGCUACAUAAGAGACUAAGUCAGGAGGAUCCCUUGAGUCCAGGAGCCUGGGCCCAGCCUGGUCAACAUAGGGAGACCCCAUCUACUUCCCUCCAAAUAACAUAAAUGACUAAUUUGUUAAGGCUUUUAAAAACAAAAGAUUAAGUUUAUACCAAAUAACAAAGUGAAAACUAUUUCUAAUUUUUAAUAUUAAUAAUAACCUAUACUAACAUUAAAUACUAAAAAAACUUUAAAAUAAGCAUAUAAAAAUUAAACUCUCAGUGGAAAAACAAGUUAAGAAUAUAAACAUAAUCUUAAAAGUAGGCAGUCGUUCUGGGCAAAAUUAGGUCCCACUCCUCCCUGCCUCCAAAAGAAGUAUGUUGUCCUGAUCCCCAGUCUCUCAGAAUGUGAACUUAUUUGGAAGUAGGAUUCUUAUUGGAGGUAAUUGAGCUGGAACUUGGCUGUUAGGGUGGGACCUAAUAUGGUAUGACUGGUGUCAUUAUAAAAAGGAAAAGUUUGAGGCCGGGCACAGUGGCUCAAGCCUGUAAUCCCAGCACUUUGGGAGGCUGAGGCGGGUGGAUCACAAGGUCAAGAGAUCGAUACCAUCCUGGUCAGCAUGGUGGAACCCCGUCUCUACUAAGAAUACAAAAGAUCAGCUGGGCAUGGUGGCCCGUGCCUAUGAUCCCAGCUGCUUGGGAAGCUGAGGCAGGAGAAUUGCGGUGAGCCGAGAUCACGCCAUUGCACUCCAGCCUGGGUAACAAGAGCGAAACUCCGUCUCAAAAAAAAAAAAAAGAAAAAGUUUGGGCACAGACACACACAGAGGAAAGACAGUGUGCACACACACAGGGCAGAAAGCAACCAUGUUACUGCAGCAAUGCGUCUCUAAGCCAAGGAAGAAGUAUUGCUGGUGAACACUGGAAGCCAGAAGAAGCAAGGAAGGAUGUUACCCUAGAACUGAGAGAGAAAGAGUAUGGCCCUGUCAAGAACUUGAUUUCUGAUGCCUAACCUGAAAAAUACUGAGGCAGUAUUUGGUACUUUGUAAUGACAGCCCUAGGAAAUGAAUACAGGAGCCAAUAAACCUCAGUAAUUUUUAAAAAGAUACUUUAAAUUGACAAAUGGGAUAUAAUUAUAAACUGAAAACCUUCUGCACAGCAAAAGAAACUGUAAUGGAGUAAACAACCUACAGAAUGGAAAAAAUUUUUGGCAAACCAUACAUCUGACAAAGGUCUAAUAUUCAGCAUCUAUGAGGAACUUAAACAAAUUUACCAGAAAAAAAAAAACAACUCCAUUAAAAAGUGGGCAAAGGAUGUGAACAGACACUUUUCAAAAGAAAACAUACAUGCGGCCAGCAAUCAUAUGAAAAAAAAAGCUCAAUAUUACUGAUCAUUAGAGAAAUGCAAAUCAAAAUCACAAUGAGUGGUUUGAAUAAUAGCCAUUGCAACUGGUGUGAAGUGAUAUCUCAUUGUGUUACCAUCUAACGCCAGUCAGAAUGGCUAUUACUAAAAAAAAAAAAAAAAAA